AUGGCGGCAGAACCGAGUCUUAAAGCCGACACAAUAUCUGCGCGGCUGUACCAGGCAACGCUCAAGGUGGUACCGUCGGCAGUGGCAGCGCUAUUAGCAGAAUAUAGCAAGAUCCCGGUCGAAGAUCAGAAGGCGCACAUCACAAAAAUUCGUGACCAAGCCUAUGAGAAGCACCCAUACCCAUGUCUUGGCCGGUGGCGCUUUCUUGAACUGGAUUUGAGCACGCAUCCUCUCUACCACAGUGAUAUCCUUCCGGCACUUACCGGGGAGGACCGCAAGCAAGAUAACUCAACAAGCGACGGCUCGGCUUGCUUGUUCCUCGACCUCGGCUGCUGCCUCGGUCAAGAUCUCCGGAAGUUGAUAUUCGAUGGCGCAGAUCCUUCACGUCUAUGGGGAGCGGAUCUGAGACCGGAAUUCAUCGAGAUUGGAUACUCAUUGUUCGGAGACAGAGAGUCCUUCCCACCAUCUCAUUUCAUCGCCCCGGCAGAUGUCUUUGACCUUUCACCCUCAACGCCGCUCGCGCAAAUGGAUGGCGAAGUGGGCAUCUUGCACGUCUGUGCGGUGUUCCAUUUAUUCGACCUCGAUGGGCAAAAGAAGAUGGCUCAGCGGGCGUUGAAGCUUCUCGAUCCCAACAAGAAAAGGGUCUUGGUCGUGGGAGCCCAAACUGCCAAUGUGAACUCUGGGGAGUUCGAAAGACGCGUGGGUGACGGUCGCACCAGGUACAGGCACAAUGCAGAAAGUUGGAGGUCGUUCUGGGAAGAAGCGGUUCAAGCGGAGCAGUGGAAGGAUAUCAUCCGAGGAGUAGAAGUUGAUACCAUACUUGAAGAGGUGACGUCCACGCGAGCAAACUGGUUGAGUGAUUCCAACACAACACAGCGUCAGAUAGGAUUGUUUGAGGAAGGUUUUCGAUGGAUGAAAUUCUCGGUUUGGGUUGAUUUUGUGUAA
Messenger RNA from Exophiala aquamarina CBS 119918, 945 nucleotides. RefSeq lists its product as uncharacterized. The transcript has a single exon. Bases 1 to 945 code for a protein of 314 amino acids. The record is from RefSeq and is a predicted model, not a curated record. NCBI's taxonomy places the organism in Eukaryota, Fungi, Ascomycota, Eurotiomycetes, Chaetothyriales, Herpotrichiellaceae.